This is a messenger RNA of Pyrgilauda ruficollis (rufous-necked snowfinch), 1272 nucleotides long. It is a transcript of the gene EIF4E2, whose product is annotated as eukaryotic translation initiation factor 4E family member 2. Gene Ontology annotation, biological process: translational initiation. The transcript is spliced from 7 exons. The coding region runs from base 137 to 841 and encodes 234 amino acids. Gene Ontology annotation, cellular component: eukaryotic translation initiation factor 4F complex; cytoplasm. The record is from RefSeq and is a predicted model, not a curated record. NCBI's taxonomy places the organism in Eukaryota, Metazoa, Chordata, Aves, Passeriformes, Passeridae. Gene Ontology annotation, molecular function: translation initiation factor activity; RNA 7-methylguanosine cap binding.
CGCGGUGUCACGGCUCCGGGGGGAAACGCGGGAGGUGAUGGCGGAGCCUCCGGAAGCGGCGGAAGAGUUUCGCGGUCGGACUCAGCAGGGCGGAAGUCGCUGAGGCGAACGGGGGUGGCGGCGGCAGCGAGCGACGAUGAACAACAAAUUCGACGCAUUGAAAGAUGAUGAUAGUGGAGACCAUGACCAGAAUGAGGAAAAUAACACACAGAAAGACAGUGAGAAGGAAAAGAAUGAUCGUGAGAAACCACAGAGUACUACCAAGAGGAAGGCUGUGGUGCCGGGGCCAGCUGAGCACCCCUUGCAGUACAACUACACCUUCUGGUACUCGCGACGCACGCCCGGGCGGCCCACCAGCUCCCAGAGCUACGAGCAGAACAUCAAACAGAUCGGCACCUUUGCCUCCGUGGAACAGUUCUGGCGGUUUUACAGUCACAUGGUACGUCCUGGGGACCUGACAGGCCACAGUGACUUCCAUCUUUUCAAAGAGGGCAUCAAACCCAUGUGGGAGGACGAUGCCAACAAAAAUGGUGGUAAAUGGAUUAUCCGUCUGCGGAAGGGCUUAGCAUCACGGUGCUGGGAGAAUCUUAUUCUGGCCAUGUUGGGAGAGCAGUUCAUGGUGGGGGAAGAAAUCUGUGGGGCUGUCGUCUCUGUCCGAUUCCAGGAGGACAUCAUCUCCAUAUGGAACAAGACAGCCAGCGACCAGGCCACGACAGCCCGGAUACGCGACACGUUACGAAGAGUGCUCAACCUACCUCCCAACACCAUCAUGGAAUAUAAAACCCACACCGACAGCAUCAAGGAUAAUUCAAGCUUUCGAAACACAAAAAUCACAUUGUGAGAACAAGAGUUGGCACUAAACUCCUCUCUCCGUGUUGAAAGCACUGAGAGUGGCCUCCAACCUCUGAAGGGACUCAUGGGCCACUCUCGCACUCCUCCCUGGGGGAAGGAUCCAUCUGAAGCCCUCCAGCAGCGGUGACAAUAGAGGCCGAUUUUGUCUUACACAAACUUUUUUUUAGCAGUGGGGCGGGAGGCAGCCUUUCAAUUAGCGGCGGGCCCUUGGGGCCGCAUCUUGCAGCACUUUCCUGUCUUUCUCUACAUGGCACGCAGGAUCGCUGGGAUUCUGCCUCAACAUCAGAGCCUUUUGCUGAGGGAUACCAGUAUUACAAAUCUCUCUGCAGCUGGGAGGAGCAUCCCAGUUGAGAGUCAGCCCUGUGGUUUUCAAAUGCCCCUUUUCAGUUCUGCCAAUAAAUUAUUGGGUCUCUUUGUUUC